AUGGUUACAAGCAGCUUCUCAUCAUCAACACGCAUCGCGGAUCGUAUGCGUAACUUUAAGAAAGGCAUUGAUGCAGAUGAGACACGGCGGAGACGAGAGGACACUUCGAUUCAAAUUCGCAAGACGCUGCGUGACGAGCGACUAAAUCAACGGCGACGCAUGAAUUUUAAGGAAGACGGCAAUGAUGCAAUUUCGAUGAAUGCAGAGAUGCUAAAUCAGACAAUAUUUACAGUACCGGACGAGUCCAUGUGCUCGUUAAAUGCCGUCAGCAUUUCGGAGUUACCGAAAAUUGCAGCAAUGAUUCAUUCACUGGAUUUCAUGGAACAGUCGAACGCUGUUUCAAAGCUCAGAAGACUAUUGUCGCUUGAAUCGAACCCGCCAAUCAAAGAAGUAAUUAACUUAGGCGUCGUACCAUUGCUUGUCGAGUUUCUGAAGCAGCAUGAUCGACCAGAGAUGCAAUUUGAAGCUGCGUGGGCACUAACGAAUAUUGCUUCCGCGACGACAGAAGACACCGAGGUUGUCAUUCGAUGUGGUGCAGUGGAGUUGUUAUGUACGCUGUUGCUAUCGCCGAAUGAAGACGUCUGUGAACAGGCAGUAUGGGCGCUUGGAAACAUUGCAGGCGAUUCACCACAAUGUCGUGACGUAGUGCUUUCUGCUGGUGCCAUGAUGCCACUACUGACAGUAUUGCGUCGAUCGUCUGGAAAGUGCACACUUCUUCGAAACGCAACGUGGACGCUGUCAAAUUUUUGUCGAGGUAAACCACGACCAGAUUUUGAUCUCGUAAGUCCUGCUUUAGAACUUCUUCCACAUUUGAUUCAUUCGCCGGAUGAGGAGAUAAUUUCGGAUGCAUGUUGGACGCUUUCGUACCUCUCAGAUGGCAAUGUUCAGGCUGUACUUGAUGCUGGGGUCUGCAGUCGUGUUGUCGAUCUCAUGGGGCAUACGCGGGCAUCCAUACAAAUGCCAGCGUUGCGAAUAGUUGGUAAUAUUGUCUGUGGGAAUAGUCAGCAGACGCAAUUGAUGCUGGAUUUAGCCGUGCUGCCGCGCCUCGUAUCGCUGCUCAAACACGAUAAACAAUCCAUUCGAAGAGAAGCUUGUUGGACAAUAUCCAACAUCACGGCUGGUUCUCAAAGUCAAAUCCAGGAAGUGAUUGAUGCCAAUAUCAUUCCGCUGUUGCUAUCAGUACUUAUGUUAAGUGAAUUUGACGUUCGAAAAGAAGCUGCGUGGGCGAUAUCGAAUGCCACGUCUGGAGGCACCACUGAACAGAUUAAAUAUCUUGUACAACAAGGAUGCAUUCCUCCAUUGAUCGCACUCUUAAACGUCCCCGAUCCAAGUGUAAUUAAUGUGUCACUGGAUGCUUUGGAAAAUAUCCUUCAGGCUGGUGAAGCAGAUACUUCACUCACAGAUAUGGAGAAUCGCAUGGUGCUUUUUAUUGAGGAAGCGGAUGGUAUUGAAUUGAUUCAGAAAUUGCAAUUUCACGAAGAACAAGAUAUUUACGAAAAAGCGGUGCGUAUCAUCCGCGACUAUUUCGACGGUGAAGACGAUGAAGAAUUAAAUCUCACCCCAGAUAAGGAUUUCAGCCGUUUUGAAGGAAGCGAAACUGGACAGUUUAAGUUUUAG
Molecule: messenger RNA, 1617 nt
Organism: Plasmopara halstedii
Lineage: Eukaryota; Oomycota; Peronosporomycetes; Peronosporales; Peronosporaceae
Product: importin alpha-2 subunit
Exons: 6
Coding region: 1-1617 (538 amino acids)
Biological process (GO): NLS-bearing protein import into nucleus
Cellular component (GO): nucleus; cytoplasm
Molecular function (GO): protein binding; nuclear import signal receptor activity
Source: RefSeq, a predicted model, not a curated record